GAUGUGUCGGGUCACUCUUUACUCUUUACAAUGUGAUGCUGACAUUUAAGUCUAAGUUAUAUAUAAGUUUGCAAUAUACAACGAUUUCUUUUCAUGAUUAUAAAUUAGAUGUACAGUAUUUUUAGGUGGAGGAACUGAAUGUAUAAGUUUAUAUAAACUAGCUGCAGGGAUUUUAAAGUGACUGUGAACCUCCCCUCAGAAGAAGCUUGGAAAAAGACACAUCCUCACUCCACCUUAGUUUACUUGCUUACUUUCACUCAACUCCUUGAUCCCAUAGACAUUCAGGAAAGUCAGGCUUAUAUUGCUGUUUGACAGAAAAAACAGUUUGUUCCAAAGAUAUUUAUUAGUGACUGACUAUAGGAAAGUAAAAACUGUGAAAUUCCCAAAACGACUUUAUCUCUGCAACCAAAUCUCACACAUUCAGACUUUUCUACACAAUCUUCUAGCGUAAUAUUUCUUCAGCCCCUUUUUCUUCAAAGAUCAUCCCACUUUAAAGACCUCGGUUCUGAAAGUGACUAUAUAUUUUAUUUUUAAUGGAGUAAUGUAUUUGUGAUUUGAGGUGCCACUCUGGCCAUGCGAGCUGCCCCAAUGGCUCUGGAGGACAUAAUGGAGUGGCAACAAGCUCCGCCCCCGUUUGGCGCUGCCCCUGGUGGCUUCCGUCUUCGGCGAGGGAGCAGAUUCACCUGGAGGAAGGAGUGUCUGGCUGUCAUGGAGAGCUACUUCAGUGAUAACCAGUACCCUGACGAAGCGAAGAGGGAGGACAUCGCCACUGCCUGCAACGCCGUCAUUCAUAAACCAGGAAAGAAGCUGACUGAUCUGGAGAGGGUCACAUCUCUGAAGGUCUACAACUGGUUUGCCAACAGACGCAAAGACAUCAAGAGGCGCGCCAACAUUGGUAAUGUCUACUUGUGUUUGUGUGGUGACUGUAGUUAUAAUCAGUGUGACUUUAGAACUCAGCAUGACGAAGGUACUUGGAAACGUAAUGCAUGUUAUCUUUCAUGCUGGGCUGAGGUUUCAGAUAGUCUCUAAAUAAAUCAAUAAACGCACAACUCACAUCUUUGUUAACCAACCUGUUGACUGUUGACCUACACCUGCUUGAAACAACACAACACGAUACAGCUGUAGAAUCUCACACACAUCUGGGUAUC
Messenger RNA from Hippoglossus stenolepis (Pacific halibut), 1148 nucleotides. RefSeq names its product homeobox-containing protein 1-like. Gene Ontology annotation, cellular component: nucleus. NCBI's taxonomy places the organism in Eukaryota, Metazoa, Chordata, Actinopteri, Pleuronectiformes, Pleuronectidae. The transcript is spliced from 3 exons. The record is from RefSeq and is a predicted model, not a curated record. Gene Ontology annotation, molecular function: double-stranded telomeric DNA binding. Bases 574 to 1029 code for a protein of 151 amino acids.